Molecule: messenger RNA, 1975 nt
Organism: Exophiala viscosa
Lineage: Eukaryota; Fungi; Ascomycota; Eurotiomycetes; Chaetothyriales; Herpotrichiellaceae
Product: cell cycle arrest protein BUB2
Exons: 2
Coding region: 255-1571 (438 amino acids)
Biological process (GO): negative regulation of septation initiation signaling; activation of GTPase activity
Cellular component (GO): mitotic spindle pole body
Molecular function (GO): GTPase activator activity
Source: RefSeq, a predicted model, not a curated record
UCCAGGCUACUCUGCAUUGAAGUCGCUUAUAAGCGAGGCUGUACAUAGGAUUCGGUUCGAUGGUGGUGGGAUUUUCUACACUCCAUCACGUUCGUACUUCUCAAAGAUGGGUGCAGGGAAGUUUGAGGAUUGCUAUUUCCACAAAUAUUUCAAGGUCACAUUGUCACCCCUCACUCUCCUAACCACGCCUCUCUUCGCGUCUUCGCCUCUUCCCUGUCUCUUUACUCCGUAAACAUACCUACCUGGGUCUCAUCAUGACCACGAAAUCGGUUUCACCCCGCAAACUCGCAGCUUCGGACCCAUUCUCCAUCGGAUUGCCUUCACCUGAAAAGUAUCCUGCCUCACACACCACUUCUAAUGAGAAGCCGCGCAGCCUGCGCAGGUUAGCAUCUCACAGUCAAUUGACCUCCACUGGAAAUAUGGGCACCCAAUCCUCAAACCUAAGGCCACGACCAACACUUCCCAUGAGACCGUCACGCGAGCAGCUCCCUCAGCUUCCAUCAAUCUCGUCUACCGCCGCCUCAUAUACCACUGCCACCAACUCCUCUCGAGCCCGUGCCAAUAGCGAUGCUCCUCAACCUUUCGUUCCACGCAACUCUCGCAAGUCAGGCGUCACCUCUCCUUCCUCAAACCACAUAGCCACUCAUGCUCGCAAAUCCAGCCUGGAAAUGACUCUAAGAGAUGGACCUCCUCCAGGCACAACUCCAGCCACAGCCCUGUCGCUACUGCGGCAUUCGAUAUUGACCAGUGGUGUCACAGCGACAAAAGAAGGCAUGUCAGAUUUCAGGAUUUAUCUGUGGUCAACCUUCUUGAACGUUGCUCCCAUGCCGACAGACACUUACCUGAGUUACAUUCAUCGAAGUCGAAGUCCUGCAUACGAAAAGAUUUCCAAUGAUGUCUUCCGCACACUGGCGACAGACACUUUGUUCAAACGGCGUGUGACCGAUGCCAGCCUAACAAGGCUGUUGAACGCAACGGCCUGGCGCAUCCACGACGAACAGUCCUCCGAUCCUCCAGUUGCAUUUGCACAGAGAUACUCUCAAUCGACCUACCUGCAGGGAGUCAAUGUGCUGGCAGCACCACUGUUAUAUGCCUCUCGCUCCGAGGCUCAAGCCUACGCCCUUCUCACAUGUCUCCUUACCGAACACAUUCCGACGUACCUCUCUCCAACCAUGUCCGGGGUCCACAGAGGCUUGGACCUUAUCGAUCGCAUCCUGUCCUACAUCAAUCCUACUCUCUCUGCCUACCUGCUCAGCAAAUCCUUGCCAGCCAAGAUAUACGCCUUUCCCUCUGUAUUGACGCUUUGUGCGUGUACGCCACCACUUCCAGAAGUCCUCAAGCUGUGGGAUUUCCUGUUCGCGUUUGGCGUCCACCUCAAUGUCAUCUGCGUAGUGGCACAGCUGUUGCUGCUCAAAGACCAGCUUCUAAACGAACCAAGUCCUGCAAAGGUACUACGAAGCUUUCCGAGUCUAAAUGCAGAUGAGGUUAUCAAGAUGACGGUCUUGAUCGUCAGAGAGUUACCCGAGGAUGUUUAUCGUGAUGUGGUUGCCCAUGGUAGGGAGAUUUCGUGAUCGACCAACUGUACACGACGGUCUCAACAUCAAAUCAUCACGCCUCCAUGUCGUCCGGAGCGAGGGAUCUCCAGAACCUCGUCGGCACAACACAAUCAAAGAUGACGCAGUCUCGAACACAGGAUGUUGGUACGGAAGUAUGGCAAGUCGAAGCGGCAUUGUCCUCUGUCAAGAGCAAGGCGGAAAACAGCACUUGUGGCCCUUCUCAAUGUUCAUAUACCAGGAGGCAUAUCUUUCAGCCUGACUGCGAAGCAGAUGGCUGUGUCCCAUAGAUCUUGAAUGAGCCAGACUGAGCAAGCAAGGAUGUUUUCCAGCGAAACGAAGACGGCAAUGGUUACCAUGACCAACCACCUGGCACAAGCACACAACGUUGCGCGUAGCAAUGGCUAAAAGCCCGACCCCAU